UAUUUGCCGCCGAGCCUAGUUUUGGUAUACCAGCCACGAAUGUGACGUUUGUUGAAGGAGAAACUGCAGUUCUAGAAUGCUCAAUACUUCAUCUAACAGAAGAUCACAAUGUUGCGUGGACAGACGCACAAGGGUUUCCUCUUACACUAAAUUCUAAACGACUAAUUGACGAUAAACGUAUGAGUGUUGAGAGACCCCUGGAACAACUCUGGAACUUACAUAUACGUGAUGUUAGAUACUCAGACAGGGGGAAAUAUAUAUGUCAGAUCAGUACAAGUCCUGAAAAACAUAAAGAUGUUAUUUUGAAUGUUAUAGUUCCACCAAUCAUCAUUGAACAAUAUUCAAGCACUGAUAUGACAGUACAAGAAGGCGAUACAGUAACUAUCGUGUGUAAUGCCACUGGUGUACCGCAGCCAGAAAUUAGCUGGUUCCGGUUUCUAACAGAUCCUAUGCAACAAAGAGAGAAAAUAGGGACUACUGGUGAGGUUUUGAUAAUCCACAACGUGUCCCGUGAGUGCGGAGGAACAUACGUGUGUGAGGCUGAAAAUGGGGUGGAGCCUAGUCAGUCACGUGAGAUUAAUCUAGUAGUUCAAUAUCCACCAGAGGUUUUCUUGCCGUCUGCGAAACUUGGCCAGCAUCCUGGCCGGGAGACUUUCUUACAGUGUGAGGUGACAGCCAAUCCACAUGGUACCAUGUUCUGGGAAAGAGACGGGCAUGAUCUAAUUGCUGACAUAAGCGGAAAAUUCAAUGUGGAAAUAUUUGAUACUGACUUCGAACAAAGAAAAAUAUUAAGCCUUCGAAUACGUGAAAUAAAAAAUGAAGACUUUGGACGAUAUACAUGUGUGGCAGAUAACUUUGCUGGUGAAGAUAAAGAAACAAUGAUAUUGUAUGAUUACUCCAUUCACAUGCGUCGACCGGAAACGACGACAGAAAGUCCAAUAAUUGUAAUGCCGGAUGACACGGGGCGCUGGAAACCACCGGAAACUAGACCCGAGUACAAUCCUGGUAGACGCAAUCACUAUAAUGACGACAACAAUGAAAAUGUUGGAGCAAUACACGGAGAAGGCGGAUCAAAUCAACUUUCCAUGCCAGUGAAAUAUAUAUCUCUAAUCGUUUUAAUCAAUUAUUGGACAGUUUUCAACAUGCUGACGUCAUGACCUGAUCCGGAAGUUUGAUAUCCCGUUACAAACCGGAAGUUCCAUAGUGUUAACUGUACAUAUCUGUAAUAAAGCUAUAUGAAACGAUAUUUCUAAUAUAAAUUCUAAAGUCAUUUAUAACUUGUGAUGUAUUUGAAGUUUUUCUUGUGCAUUUACAUUGAAUUAUAUGUAAUUAUACAUGUAAUUUGAACCAUUAUCAGUUUUAAAUUUACUGGUGUCACAAUCAUUCUGAGUGUAUUAAGAUAAACAUACAACAAUUACUGUCCAUACAAUUAGCUCUACUAUUCCAGUCAUAAAUUAUGAUUUGUGUGGUUUUAUUGUUUAUCGCACGGCUGUCACUUGGAAGAAUAUUUGAUGAACUGACGUCAGAUUCACGAAUUUUAGGCAAAGGUGACACAUAAUUAUGUGCUUCUGUGACGAUAUAGUCUACAGGAAUAUUUAAAUGUUGUCACAAAGCAUUAUGUUACUACAAACGAGUUAAGCGUGGAAACAUUGGCAACAAAUUUAUUACUGAUACAUCUACGAAUAUGAAGACAUUUUGUAUAACCCUGUUUGGACGAUUGAAAUGAUUACCCGAAGCGCACGUCGAUUUUUAUACCGUUAAAACUUUACAGUGUAACUUGACCAAAUUCUUUAUUAGACUUUAUAGUACUGUUUCAUACAUAAUAAAAACGCAAUAAAAAAAGACGUAACAAAUGUGCAGUGUUAUAAAAAGGCUUGAUACAUGUAUUAAGUGUAAAAUACUG
Ruditapes philippinarum (Manila clam) is the source of this 1903-nucleotide messenger RNA. Its product is annotated as limbic system-associated membrane protein-like. The annotation marks the transcript as partial. Gene Ontology annotation, cellular component: neuron projection. The transcript has 8 exons. The record is from RefSeq and is a predicted model, not a curated record. NCBI's taxonomy places the organism in Eukaryota, Metazoa, Mollusca, Bivalvia, Venerida, Veneridae.